Otolemur garnettii (small-eared galago) is the source of this 2759-nucleotide messenger RNA. It is a transcript of the gene ARHGAP24, whose product is annotated as Rho GTPase activating protein 24. The coding region runs from base 15 to 2264 and encodes 749 amino acids. Lineage: Eukaryota; Metazoa; Chordata; Mammalia; Primates; Galagidae. The record is from RefSeq and is a predicted model, not a curated record. Gene Ontology annotation, biological process: activation of GTPase activity; negative regulation of ruffle assembly; signal transduction. Gene Ontology annotation, cellular component: focal adhesion. Gene Ontology annotation, molecular function: GTPase activator activity. The transcript is spliced from 9 exons.
CCUUCAGUUUGAUAAUGGAGGAGAACAAUGACUCCACGGAGAGCUCCCAGCAAAGCCAAGGGAGGCAAAAUGCCAUCAAGUGUGGGUGGCUGAGAAAGCAAGGAGGCUUUGUCAAGACUUGGCAUACCCGCUGGUUUGUGCUCAAGGGGGAUCAGCUGCAUUAUUUCAAAGAUGAAGAUGAAACCAAGCCCUUGGGCACUAUUUUUCUGCCUGGAAAUAAAGUCCUUGAACAUCCCUGCAAUGAAGAAAACCCAGGGAAAUUCCUUUUCGAAGUCGUUCCGGGCGGCGACCGGGAUCGGAUGACAGCAAAUCAUGAGAGCUACCUACUCAUGGCCAGCACCCAGAAUGAUAUGGAAGACUGGGUGAGGUCCAUCCGCAGAGUCAUAUGGGGACCUUUUGGAGGCGGCAUUUUCGGACAGAAACUGGAAGACACUGUCCGUUAUGAGAAGAGAUAUGGGAACCGUCUGGCUCCGAUGUUAGUGGAGCAGUGCGUGGACUUCAUCCGACAGAGGGGGCUGAGAGAAGAGGGCCUCUUUCGCCUGCCAGGCCAGGCUAACCUCGUGAAGGAGCUGCAGGAUGCCUUUGACUGUGGAGAGAAGCCCUCAUUUGACAGCAACACGGAUGUACACACAGUGGCAUCGCUUCUUAAGUUGUAUCUCCGCGAACUUCCGGAACCAGUUAUUCCUUAUGCGAAGUAUGAGGACUUCCUGGCAUGUGCCAAACUACUCAGCAAGGAGGAAGAAGCAGGUGUUAAGGAAUUAGCAAAGCAGGUGAAGAGUUUGCCAGUGGUCAAUUACAACCUCCUCAAGUACAUUUGCAGGUUCUUGGAUGAAGUGCAGUCCUAUUCGGGAGUUAACAAAAUGAGUGUGCAGAACUUGGCAACUGUCUUUGGUCCUAAUAUUCUGCGACCCAAAGUGGAAGAUCCUUUGACUAUCAUGGAGGGCACCGUGGUGGUCCAGCAGUUGAUGUCAGUGAUGAUCAGCAAACAUGAUCACCUCUUCCCUAAAGAUGCAGAACUACAAAGCAAGCCCCAAGAUGGAGUGAGUAACAACAACAAUGAAAUUCAGAAGAAAGCCAUGAUGGGCCAGUUACAGAACAAGGAGAACAACAAUACCAAAGACAGCCCUGGUAGGAGGUGCUCUUGGGACAAGUCUGAGUCACCUCAGAGAAGCAGCAUGGACAGUGGCUCACCCACAGCUUUAUCAAGCAGCAAAACCAACAGCCCAAGGAACAGUGUUCACAAGCUGGAUGUCUCUAGGAGUCCCCCACUCAUGGUCAAAAAAAACCCAGCCUUCAAUAAGGGUAGUGGGAUAGUCACCAACGGGUCAUUCAGCAGCAGUAACGCAGAAGGUUUUGAGAAAACCCAAACCACCCCCAAUGGGAGCUUACAGGCCAGAAGGACCUCUUCACUAAAGGGGUCUGGUACCAAAAUGGGCACCCACAGUGUACAGAAUGGAACAACACGUGUGGGUGUUUUGAACACCGACACUCUGGGGAACCCUGUGAAUGGUCGAAGCAUGACCUGGCUGCCAAAUGGCUAUGUGACCCUAAGGGAUAACAAGCAGAAAGAGCAGUCUGGGGAGUCAGGCCAGCAUAAUAGACUUUCCACCUAUGACAAUGUCCAUCAGCAGUUCUCCAUGAUGAACCUUGAUGACAAACAGAGUGUGGACAGUGCCACCUGGUCCACCUCCUCUUGUGAAAUCUCCCUCCCUGAGAACUCCAACUCCUGCCGCUCUUCCACCACCACCUGCCCAGAACAAGACUUUUAUGGUGGGAACUUUGAGGACCCUGUUUUGGAUGGGCCUCCACAGGAUGACCUUUCCCACCCUGGGGACUAUGAAAACAAAAGUGACCGUAGGAGUGUGGGAGGUCGGAGUAGUCGUGCCACCAGCAGCAGUGACAACAGUGAGACAUUUGUUGGCAACAACACCAGCAACCACAGUGCACUGCAUAGUCUUGUUUCCAGCCUGAAACAGGAAAUGACCAAACAGAAGAUAGAGUACGAGUCCAGGAUAAAGAGCUUAGAACAACGAAACUUGACUUUGGAAACAGAAAUGAUGAGCCUCCAUGAUGAACUAGAUCAAGAGAGGAAAAAGUUUACGAUGAUAGAAAUCAAAAUGCGAAACGCUGAGCGCGCGAAGGAAGAUGCAGAGAAAAGAAACGACAUGCUGCAGAAGGAAAUGGAGCAGUUUUUCUCCACGUUUGGGGAGCUGACAGUGGAGCCCAGGAGAACGGAGAGAGGGAACACAAUAUGGAUCCAGUGAGGCUGCACUCUCCCGCUGUCUCCCACGGCUCUGGGAAGAACGCUGGGAUUCUGGUGGGUGUUAACGUGGGAUCAGGUGGCUGGUCACCUGGCUGUACAGAGCUCUAAUUGGUGAAGGCGUAUCAUUUACAGACAUUAAUCAUCCUUAUCUGCAAUGUGUACCAAAGUUAUAUCAUGCCCCAUAAUGCUACUGUCAAGUGUUACAACUGGAUAUGUGUAUAGAGAGUAGUUUUUAAAAAGUUAACUAAAAAUGAGGAGCUUAUUGCAAGAAUUAUUUUAUUGCAAGUCUUGUAUUUAAAAUGUCAAAUCAGUAUGUGGUUGCAAUUCAGCUUGCUUUCAAGCUUCACCUCUUGCACUUAACAUGAGCUAUUUUUGGCAUUGUGUUAUCAUCAGCUUAUUUUCUAGAUCAAUAUUUUUAUUUCCCUUUUUGCUGAAGAAAUGAAGAUAAGCAGAAAUAUAAAUAUAUAUAAAUAUAUAUAAGAUGAAUUAUUAAAAU